AUUAAUGUCACUCCCAUAUGUUUAUGUUAUUGUUAUUAAAUAUCCAAGGCAAAAUUCAAUAAAUUAUGAUUAAUUUCAGUUAAUAUUGUGUAAUUAAGUGCAUAAACGCCAUGUCAAUAAACUUUGACAUAAGACUGAAACGUGCCGAUAAAAUAUACAGCAAAGGGGAAGUAAUCGCUGGCGUCCUGGUGAUCUCCUCAAAUUCAGACUUUAAACAUGACGGCAUCACCCUCACAGUCGAGGGCAGCGUAAAUUUGCAAAUCAGCUCAAAGAACGUGGGAAUCAUAGAGGCAUUUUACAACUCCAUUAAGCCCAUACAACUGUUAAGCAUAACAUGUGACGUCAGUGGUCCUGGGAGGCUUCCCUCGGGCACCACUGAGAUCCCAUUUCAAAUCCCCCUGAAGGCGAAACCCAACCGGGUUCUAUAUGAAACCUACCAUGGGGUCUACAUAAACAUCAGCUACUCCAUGAGGUGCGACAUCAAACGCUCCUUUCUAUCAAAAGACUUGCAGAAAUGCAUCCAGUUCCUUGUCCAAUACAAACCGGGGGCCCCCAAUUGCCCUCAACUGCCCCUCACCGAUAACCGUAAAAGUGUACAAUUUGAAUUGAGCCCCUCUAAAUUGUCAUCAGGAAAAAGUGGAGCCCCAGAUUUCUUAAUGAGGGGCCACAUUGAGACAGUCUGUUGCAACAUCACUAAGCCCUUCAAGGGCUCCUUGACUCUAGUCAAGUGUGUGGCCCCCGUGAGGAGUAUUGAGCUGCAAUUGGUGAGGAUCGAGACUUGUGGGUGUGCUGAGGGGUACGCUCGAGAAGCCACAGAGAUUCAGAACCUUCAAAUUGGUGACGGGGACAUACCGCACAAUGUUCCCAUACCAAUUUAUAUGGUGUUUCCGAGGCUGUUUACUUGCCCCACAUUGAUGACUACCAACUUUAAGAUCGAGUUUGAGGUGAAUAUUGUGGUGGUUUUUGACGAUAACCAUUUAAUUACCAAUAAUUUACCCAUUAUUUUGGUGAGGGAGUGAUCAAGACUACCUUACAGUCACACGGGAAGCAACCAAGAAGAAAUGGAGAGAGAUAGCCAGGAGAUUUUCCGGCACUAUUAAACUAUGUAUAUUUUAUUAUAUAAAAAAUGUAAGUUCCUACACACCUUUUCAUGUAAUUAAAAUUGUUUUUACACUA
Anthonomus grandis grandis is the source of this 1176-nucleotide messenger RNA. RefSeq names its product vacuolar protein sorting-associated protein 26C. Gene Ontology annotation, biological process: intracellular protein transport. The coding region runs from base 111 to 1019 and encodes 302 amino acids. NCBI's taxonomy places the organism in Eukaryota, Metazoa, Arthropoda, Insecta, Coleoptera, Curculionidae. Gene Ontology annotation, cellular component: endosome. The transcript has 6 exons. The record is from RefSeq and is a predicted model, not a curated record.